CGCAGUAACCACAAUGCACAUUCGUUAUCAGCUAUAAAAUUCUGUCGUGUUGUAAAAUUUUAUCGUUUUUCUUUAAAUUUCCUUUUUUUUUUAAUUUCGGCCAAAAAUAAAUAAAGUUUUGCGUUCGCCUCAUAAAUUGUGAAUGAUCCAAUGAAAACCAAGUACAUACUUGUCAAUGAACAAAAAAUAUGGUCGCCCGAAUCUAUUGCCGUUCUCAACAAAUACCAAGGCUUUGAACUAGCUCGAAGUUCCAAUGAACAUGGAACCAUCAUCGAAUACAUUUCUGAUGACAUCCCCGGUUAUGUUUUCCGUAACAUGAAAGAAUUGUUGAGCGAUGAUAACGAGCUUUUACGCUAUAUUUUUCCCAAUUUCAUUAACACCGCACAUUACCUGCAGAAUCGGGAUGCAAACGUUGUACGUGUACCUGAACCUGGACAAUACAUGAUACCUUCACCGUACGUCGUACCAUAUUUGAUCAAUGCGACGUGGCAUCCUCUAAUGUCGAUGCUGCCUUCGGCCAGUAGUGAAAUGGACGUAGCGCCACGUAGCGAUUUAUCGCCAACAAUCGAUUUGUCUAGCCCAAUGGAUUCAGAAGACUAUUCAAAUAUGGAAACCACAUCCCAUGCACGAUCUGCACCCUCAAGUCCUUACGCUUCAACAAGAAGAACAACUCAUGUUGAUUUACGUUCCGGUCGUUCACGUUAUUCGCCCUAUACGCGUAAUCAAUCCCAAAGUCCACCGCUCCAAUUUAGGAGUCACUCACGCGUUAGUCCUUCACGUCAAUUUUACGGAUCGCAAACAUUCGGAAGUUCGCAACGACAAAGACCAACCAGUACGGUCACGUCACAGUCAACUUAUUCUGGUGUUAGUCCUUCACAUCGUUUUACACACCAUUCACCUGGAGGCGCUUCAAAUUAUUCGCAAGACUUACGCGGAGCAACUAGUUCAAGCAUGGCCCGGGCAAGUGAUUCGUUUAGAAGUACAAGGCCUCAACAAACACAUAGCCGCAGUCGUUCGAGCCCAUCUCAUAGACCGUCAAGGCAAAGAGACCGCAGAGAAGAUGGGAAUUACAGACAUAGUUCACGUUAUGACCCGAGACGAUGACAAAUUAUUCGCUUGCUUGGAAAAUCGUUGUUAAAAGUGGCAUCCAAGACAAAUUGGGUGGGUUACUCUCUGUUCUGGCAAAACAUUUCCCUCGUCUUCAUUUACUACCAAUUACGAACCCUUU
Messenger RNA from Bradysia coprophila, 1228 nucleotides. RefSeq lists its product as uncharacterized. The record is from RefSeq and is a predicted model, not a curated record. NCBI's taxonomy places the organism in Eukaryota, Metazoa, Arthropoda, Insecta, Diptera, Sciaridae.